AUGAGCUUAGGAAGCACUCCGAAUUCUGCGGUUCAAAACUUCAACGGAGCAUGCGAUGCAGCGGUAGCCCGUAUGACGAGACGCGGCGGAGUACUCGCCUUGGUUCGCGAACGAUACAUUAGAAAGCUACUCACACCGGCAAGCCUCGGCGUGGAGAAUCCUAGCACCGCUGCCUCCUUUGUUGGCAUGCCGACGGCGCGACAUAACGCGACGCGUUUCGCCUACGUACAACUUUAA
This is a messenger RNA of Penicillium subrubescens, 237 nucleotides long. RefSeq lists its product as uncharacterized. The record is from RefSeq and is a predicted model, not a curated record. NCBI's taxonomy places the organism in Eukaryota, Fungi, Ascomycota, Eurotiomycetes, Eurotiales, Aspergillaceae. Bases 1 to 237 code for a protein of 78 amino acids. The transcript has 2 exons.